Messenger RNA from Pelagomonas calceolata, 738 nucleotides. The record is from the annotation of a GenBank genome assembly. NCBI's taxonomy places the organism in Eukaryota, Pelagophyceae, Pelagomonadales, Pelagomonadaceae.
GCAAUUGCUUUGGGCCUGGAGGAAUUUUAAUUAAUAGCUAAAAAAUAGGCCGCGCCGCUAUUAGUCCGCGCACCCACGUUGUCGCGUGAUCACAGAUCGUCUCGCAUCAAUUCAUCGAUAAUCUGUCGCCGCCUUUGCACGAAACCGGCGCGCACCGCCCAAACAAACACCUCCAGGGUCAGCUAGUCGCAGCGUGCUGAGCGCCGCGACGCGCCAAAGAACACCAGCAGCCAUGGCCAUCAAGUUCGUCCUCAUGGUCAACAAGCAGGGCCAGACGCGCCUGUCCACCUACUACGAGUGGCUGUCCAUGCCCGAGCGCGUCGCGCUCGAGGCCGAGAUCAUCCGCACCUGUUUGUCUAGAUCGGAAUUCCAGUGCUCCUUUGUUGAAUAUAGGGGCUACAAAGUAGUAUACAGACGGUACGCGUCCUUGUUCUUCAUUGUGGGCGUCGACCAGGACGGCGAGAACGAGCUCGGUAUUUUAGAGUUCAUCCACGCCUUGGUCGAGACGCUGGACAAGUACUUCGAGAGCGUCUGCGAGCUCGACAUCAUGUUCAACCUGGAAAAGGCCCACUUCAUCCUCGACGAGAUGGUCGUCGACGGCUGCGUCGUCGAGACGAACAAAGUGAACAUCCUCAAGCCCAUCGCGCUCAUGGAGAAGGCCUCGGAGGAGAAGUUGUUUGCGCGAUAACUCGUGUGUUAAUUAUCCUUAGAUUUAGGGAAAUCCUACCCCACUACUAC